AGCAAAGAUGUGAUUUUGACCUUGAUCUUUGCUUGACAUGGCAUAGAGCUGCUUCUUUCUUCGCAUUGGCGUUCGUCGAAUGAGAUGGCUAAUGCUGUGUGAUCGCUUUGGAAGUUGGUAAGGAUGACGCUGGUCCAGACGCAAAAACAGAGAGGGCCAGGCAGACCAGAUCGUGACGUUUUGGUUGCCAGUCGGAUUGAACGAGGCAGUACAGGAACAGGCGCACUCAACCUUAAUUUGGCCAGGAAAUGCAAGAUGAAACCAAAAAGGGAGUGCCAGACAUAACAAGACGCAGGCUUUGUUUGUCUAA
This is a messenger RNA of Aureobasidium subglaciale EXF-2481, 310 nucleotides long. RefSeq lists its product as uncharacterized. The transcript is spliced from 2 exons. The record is from RefSeq and is a predicted model, not a curated record. NCBI's taxonomy places the organism in Eukaryota, Fungi, Ascomycota, Dothideomycetes, Dothideales, Saccotheciaceae. The coding region runs from base 124 to 285 and encodes 53 amino acids.